Parathielavia appendiculata is the source of this 944-nucleotide messenger RNA. RefSeq lists its product as uncharacterized. NCBI's taxonomy places the organism in Eukaryota, Fungi, Ascomycota, Sordariomycetes, Sordariales, Chaetomiaceae. The transcript is spliced from 2 exons. The record is from RefSeq and is a predicted model, not a curated record. Bases 1 to 540 code for a protein of 179 amino acids.
AUGAUCCGGGUGCUGGAGUGUGUCAGAGACGAGACGAGAACGACCGAAUAUAUCGUGACAUCCCUCAUCUCGGUACAAGGCGCCACGCCUAGCCAAGUCAAACGGAAACGCGAGGCGAAAUAUGGACAAGCCUGCUAUCACUACAGCUCGGCCAUUCGGGUCAAUAACCAAUGGGCGGCACUGACCUGCCCUCCCGAGGCCGCGACAUCGUCCACUAUCCGAGAGAAGGACUCUCCAGCUUAUUGCCUGUCACCACCCGUGAUAGUGGAGUGGUAUUCCGGCGGCGAAGCCAGCAACGCCCAGCCGGUGCGAUUGCUGUCCAACAAGCAAAAUCAGGCUGCCGGUAAUGGGAUGUGGUGGAACUUGUGCUUCAGGGAACCACUCGCGGCCUUGCCCGACCGCGUCAUCAGGGACAGGGUCGCGGCGGCCAGAACCAGCUCGACAGUCAUGGACGGCAAACAGGUUUAUGACGAUGGCUUGUGGGACACUCCUGCUGGCGGCGAGCCAAGACUCCCCAGGACCCGGGCUUCACCCUGCUGAAUGUCGACCCGUGGAACGUGGCAAAUAAUCCGCGAAGGCAUCAGUCGUGGCCGCAGAAUAAGGGGUAACCUCCAUAGGACUACGCCGCCGGGUACAAGGCGGGUCAGAACGCGGUGGGAGCUGGUUUGCAUUCGAGAGCACAGGAGAGGACACGACGAAAACAUGAGGUUGUUUAAGUGUACGGAUUAGAGUAUAAUUAAAAAUGACGACAGUGGUUGUCGCCGGCGAGGGGUUCGUUUCCAUUUCGUUAACGAGUUGAGUUAUACUCGGGAGUUAUCUUAGGAGAUGUCAUCGAGAUCCUAGUUCGGAUUUUCAGUUCCUUCGGCUCAGAGGCUCUGGGCUUCCAAGCCCAAUUGAAAUUUCAGGACCUUACACAUGUACUUCGAACAAUGGCAGGUGGGGGA